UUAUAUUAGUGCAGAACACUGUACCUUUAAUUUAAAUGCCCUUGGAGUCUGCUGGGGAAGAGAAAUAAUACUGUCAGUCAGUAUGACAUGCAGAUGAGUGCCGUCGAUCUUAGAAUCACCGCACACUUCACUCAUUUGGGCAGUCACGGGGCCAAAACCAGAGUGUGGAGCCACAGUGUGGCGGUGGAGGCAGCAGCAAUGGGAGGCCAUACAGCACCCUAUGACAAAAUGGAACCCACCAGCAGUGUGAGGAGACCUGAAAGUGCACAUGGCAGAGUGUGGCGAUGGAGACAGCAGCAAUGGGAGGCCGUACAGGGACCCAUGACACACUCUGGACCUGGCAGCAGCAUGAGGAGGCGGUACAGGGGCCCAUGACAGAUUACGGGCCUGGCAGCAGCAUGAGAAGUCGGUACGGGGGCCCAUGGCAGAUUACGGGCCUGGCAGCAGCAUGAGGAGGCGGUACAGGGGCCCAUGGCAGAGUGGCGGAGCGUAAGCAGCUAAAAUUGAAGGCCAUACAGAGGCCUAUGUUAAAAAACGGAAGCCGUCAGCAGCGUGAGCAGACGACAGAGGCACAUGGCGCAGGGUGGCGGUGGAGGCAGCAGUAUUCGGAAGCCAUACACAGGC
Staurois parvus is the source of this 624-nucleotide messenger RNA. The record is from the annotation of a GenBank genome assembly. NCBI's taxonomy places the organism in Eukaryota, Metazoa, Chordata, Amphibia, Anura, Ranidae.